AGUUCCCGUGUAAACAUGGCGUCUCACUUGUCUUAUGGCCGAGUCAACCUCAAUAUUUUGAGGGAAGCUGCGAGGAAGGAGCUGCGAGAAUUCCUGGACAAAUGCGCAGGAAGCAAGGCCAUUGUGUGGGAUGAGUACCUUACUGGACCCUUUGGAUUAAUAGCCCAGUAUUCAUUGCUGAAGGAACAUGAAGUGGAAAAAAUGUUUACACUUAAAGCGGGGCGUGUGCCACCAGCUGAUGUAAAAAACAUCAUUUUCUUUGUACGACCAAAGCUGGAGUUGAUGGACAUUAUUGCAGAGAAUGUAAUGAGUGAGGACAAGUUACAGCCCCAGCGCGAGUUCCACAUACUGUUUGUACCUCGGCGGAGUCUACUCUGUGAGCAGCGGCUAAAGGAACAAGGCGUCCUCAACUCCUUCACCAACAUAGAUGAGUACAUCCUGGACCUCAUCCCGUACGACGGAGACCUGCUCUCCAUGGAGUCCGAAAGUGCAUUCAGGGAAUGUUAUCUCGAGAAUGACCAGACAAGCUUGUAUCACACCGCUAAGGGUUUGAUGACUCUGCAGGCCCUGUAUGGGACGAUCCCUCAGAUCUUUGGCAAAGGAGAAUGUGCGAGGCACGUAGCAAACAUGAUGUUGCGGAUGAAGAGGGAGUUCGCUGGCAGUCAGAAUCAAAUCCUGCCCGUGUUCGACACGCUCUUGUUACUGGACCGAAACGUGGACUUGCUCACGCCACUAGCCACACAGCUCACCUACGAAGGCCUCAUCGACGAGAUCUACGGCAUCACUAAUGGAUAUGUGAAGCUUCCCCCUGAGAAGUUUGCCCAGAAGAAGGCAGGUGAAGGAGGUAAAGAUCUGCCCACCGAGCCCAAGAAGCUACAGCUCAACUCGGCCGAGGAGCUCUACGCUGAAAUCCGAGACAAGAACUUCAAUGCUGUGGGAGCAGCUCUUAGCAAGAAGGCCAAGAUCAUCUCUGCUGCAUUCGAAGAACGUCACAAUGCAAAGACAGUUGGAGAGAUUAAACAGUUUGUGUCUCAGCUGCCCCACAUGCAGGCUGCCCGCACCUCCCUGGCCAAUCACACGUCCAUUGCUGAGCUCAUCAAAGACAUCACCACCUCAGAAGUUUUUUUUGAUAACUUGACCGUGGAGCAAGAGUUUAUGACUGGAGUAGACACAGACAAGAUUAACACUUACAUAGAGGACUGCAUAGCGCAGAAGGAUCCGCUUAUCAAAAUCCUCCGGCUGGUCUGCAUGCAGUCCGUCUGCAAUAAUGGCCUGAAACAGAAAGUCCUUGAUUUUUACAAGAGAGAGAUCCUGCAGACAUACGGAUACGAGCACAUUCUGACACUCAACAACCUGGAGAAGGUGGGUUUGCUCAAACCACAGACCACCACCAGGAACAACUAUCCCACCAUUAGGAAAACCCUCAAGCUCUGGAUGGAGGAUGCAAAUGAGCAGAACCCGAACGACAUCUCGUAUGUGUACAGCGGUUACGCUCCUCUUAGCGUGAGGCUCACUCAGGUUCUGGCUCGGCCGGGCUGGAGGAGCAUCGAGGAGGUGCUGAAAAUGCUUCCUGGGCCACACUUUGAGGAGAGACAGCAGCUUCCACCCGGACUUCAUAAGAAACGUCAGCAAGGAGAGAACAGGACAACGCUGGUGUUCUUUCUCGGUGGUGUGACAUACGCUGAAAUCGCAGCGCUCCGCUUCCUGUCUCAGAUGGAGGACGGUGGGACCGAGUACAUCAUUGCCACCACCAAACUCAUCAAUGGCACCAGCUGGAUAAAAUCUCUAAUGGACCGUCCUGAAGCGCAAACACUCUAAAAACGUCCCAUGAGCAAUAUUUAGAACAUGUGCUAAUUUAUCUAAUAUACAGAUGUACAAACUCAAAGUCAUUCAGUCAUUAAGUGUUCCUUUUUUUUUUCUUUUUUUUAAGCUUCUUUUCUGGCAAAUGUACCACCGUAAUUCCCUGCGCACCCGAACUGAAAGGCUGUUAGUAACCACUGCCGAAAUUGCAACAACACAUGUCCUUUGAUAAAAAAAAAAAAAUCCUGUGAUGUCAUCUAUUGAAUGCUAUUUUUUUUUAAAGGAGUGCAUUUUCCUUUAUACUUCUACCGUGUAUCAGUAAUUCUUAACCCUGGUUCUGAAGGACCCCCAGCCUGCACAUUUUAAUGAUUUUCUUGUUCUAUCACACACACUCUCUUUUACAUAAAUUGCCGUUAAUUCUCAUUAGUUAAAUCAGGUGUGUUGGAACUGACCAAACUCUAAAAUGUGCAGGACAUUAGCUCUUCCAGGACCAAGGACAAGACCUCUUUUUCUAUAUAUCGAGGAAAUCAUGCAUGAACAAGUGGAACUGAACAGGAAGCAGUACAGUUGGUAGCUUAGCUAUCUAAGUCCUAUCCUGGUCUUUGGAGUUUCUCAUGUUCGCCCUGUGUCUAAUGUGUGUGCAUAGUGACAUGUGAUGGACUGGUGUCCCAUCCAACGUUCCUGAAAUCAGCUCUGGAUUCAGCCUGAUCCUGACAGACUGAGAACACUUUAGGAAAAGGAGCAUUACUAAUAUAUCCUGCUUUACUGAUCUGUGAAAUUGCAUUUGCCUUUGAUAUUUCAUACACUGUAAGAUGUCAGUGUUUUGCAGCAUUCAUGUACUUAUGACGUGUGUACUGGCCUUGUAAAUAAAUAAAUAAAUAAAUAAGAGUUCCUGUUUUUUGUGAGACUAA
This is a messenger RNA of Clarias gariepinus (North African catfish), 2711 nucleotides long. RefSeq names its product VPS33A core subunit of CORVET and HOPS complexes (gene vps33a). Bases 16 to 1818 code for a protein of 600 amino acids. NCBI's taxonomy places the organism in Eukaryota, Metazoa, Chordata, Actinopteri, Siluriformes, Clariidae. The transcript has 13 exons. The record is from RefSeq and is a predicted model, not a curated record. Gene Ontology annotation, biological process: vesicle-mediated transport; intracellular protein transport. Gene Ontology annotation, cellular component: CORVET complex; lysosome.